CAGAGGUGUCGCCGGCGCCUGGAAUCCUUUGGCACCAUGUCCUGUGUGCAUUAUAAAUUUUCUUCUAAACUCAACUAUGAUACCGUCACCUUUGAUGGGCUCCACAUCUCCCUCUGCGACUUAAAGAAGCAGAUUAUGGGGAGAGAGAAGCUGAAAGCUGCCGACUGCGACCUGCAGAUCACCAACGCACAGACGAAAGAAGAAUAUACUGAUGAUAAUGCUCUAAUUCCUAAAAAUUCAUCUGUAAUUGUUAGAAGAAUUCCUAUUGGAGGUGUUAAAUCUACAAGCAAGACAUAUGUUAUAAGUCGAACUGAACCAGUGAUGGGAACUUCAAAAGCAAUUGAUGACUCUUCUGCGUCUAUUUCUCUGGCCCAGCUUACAAAGACUGCCAAUCUGGCUGAAGCCAAUGCUUCUGAAGAAGAUAAAAUUAAAGCAAUGAUGUCGCAAUCUGGCCAUGAAUACGACCCAAUCAAUUACAUGAAGAAACCUUUAGGUCCACCACCUCCAUCUUAUACUUGUUUCCGUUGUGGUAAACCUGGCCAUUAUAUUAAGAAUUGCCCAACAAAUGGGGAUAAGAACUUUGAAUCUGGUCCUAGGAUUAAAAAGAGCACUGGAAUUCCCAGAAGUUUUAUGAUGGAAGUGAAAGAUCCUAACAUGAAAGGUGCAAUGCUUACCAACACUGGAAAAUAUGCAAUACCAACUAUAGAUGCAGAAGCAUAUGCAAUUGGGAAGAAAGAAAAACCACCUUUUUUACCAGAGGAACCAUCAUCAUCUUCAGAAGAAGAUGAUCCUAUCCCAGAUGAGUUGUUGUGUCUCAUCUGCAAAGAUAUUAUGACUGAUGCUGUUGUCAUUCCCUGCUGUGGAAACAGUUACUGUGAUGAAUGUAUAAGGACAGCACUCUUGGAAUCAGAUGAACACACAUGUCCAACAUGUCAUCAGAAUGACGUCUCUCCUGACGCUUUAAUUGCCAAUAAGUUCUUACGACAGGCUGUUAAUAACUUCAAAAAUGAAACUGGUUAUACGAAAAGACUAAGAAAACAGUUACCCCCACCCCCUCCCCCAAUACCACCUCCAAGACCACUCAUCCAGCGGAACCUACAACCUCUGAUGAGAUCUCCAAUAUCAAGACAGCAAGAUCCUCUGAUGAUUCCAGUGACGUCCUCAUCAACUCACUCGGCUUCAUCUAUGUCUUCAUUAACCUCCAGUCAGUCGUCUUUGGCCCCUCCUGUCCCUGGAAAUCCAUCUUCUGCCCCAGCCCCUGUACCUGAUAUAACUGCAACAGUCUCCAUAUCAGUCCACUCAGAAAAAUCAGAUGGACCUUUUCGGGAUUCUGAUAAUAAAAUACUGCCAGCUGCAGCACUUGCAUCAGAGCAUUCAAAGGGAGCUUCUUCAAUUGCAAUUACUGCUCUUAUGGAAGAGAAGGGUUACCAGGUGCCUGUGCUUGGAACCCCCUCUUUGCUUGGACAGUCAUUAUUGCAUGGACAAUUGAUCCCCACAACUGGUCCAGUAAGAAUAAAUGCUGCUCGUCCAGGUGGUGGUCGACCAGGUUGGGAACAUUCCAACAAACUUGGAUACUUGGUUUCUCCACCACAGCAAAUUAGAAGAGGAGAGAGAAGCUGCUACAGAAGUAUAAACCGUGGACGGCAUCACAGCGAAAGAUCACAGAGAACUCAAGGCCCGUCACUGCCAGCAACUCCAGUUUUUGUGCCUGUCCCACCCCCUCCCUUGUAUCCUCCUCCUCCCCACACACUUCCUCUCCCAGGUGUUCCUCCUCCGCAGUUCUCUCCUCAGUUUCCUCCUGGCCAGCCACCACCUGCUGGGUAUAGCGUUCCCCCUCCAGGAUUUCCUCCAGCUCCAGCCAAUUUAUCAGCACCUUGGGUGUCAUCUGGAGUACAGACUGCUCAUUCUAAUACCAUCCCAACAACACAAGCUCCACCUUUGUCCAGGGAAGAAUUCUAUAGAGAGCAACGGCGACUAAAAGAAGAGGAAAAGAAAAAGUCCAAGCUAGAUGAGUUUACAAAUGAUUUUGCUAAGGAAUUGAUGGAAUACAAAAAGAUUCAAAAGGAGCGUAGGCGCUCAUUUUCCAGGUCCAAGUCUCCCUAUAGUGGUUCAUCCUAUUCAAGAAGUUCAUAUACUUAUUCUAAAUCAAGAUCUGGUUCAACGCGGUCACGUUCUUAUUCUCGAUCAUUUAGCCGCUCACAUUCUCGUUCCUAUUCGCGAUCACCUCCAUACCCCAGAAGAGGCAGAGGAAAGAGUCGAAAUUACCGUUCACGAUCUAGAUCGCACGGGUAUCAUCGAUCUAGGUCAAGGUCACCUCCGUAUAGACGGUAUCAUUCACGAUCAAGAUCUCCUCAAGCAUUUAGGGGACAGUCUCCUAAUAAACGUAAUGUACCCCAAGGAGAAACAGAGCGUGAAUAUUUUAACAGAUUCAGAGAAGUUCCACCACCUUAUGACAUGAAAGCUUAUUACGGGAGGAGUGUUGACUUUAGAGACCCAUUUGAGAAAGAACGUUACCGAGAAUGGGAGAGAAAAUAUCGAGAGUGGUAUGAAAAAUAUUACAAAGGCUAUGCUACUGGAGCACAGCCUAGACCAUCAGCAAAUAGAGAGAACUUUUCUCCAGAAAGAUUCUUACCACUUAACCUUAGGAAUUCUCCCUUCACAAGAGGCCGCAGAGAGGAUUACUCUGGUGGACAGAGUCAUAGAAGUCGAAACGUAGCUGGCAACUAUCCAGAAAAGCUUUCAUCAAGAGACAGUCACAAUCAGAAGGAUAAUACAAAGUCAAAAGACAAGGAAGGUGAAAGUGCUCCAGGAGAUGGUAAAGGAAAUAAACAUAAGAAACAUCGAAAAAGAAGAAAGGGGGAAGAAAGUGAAGGCUUUCUAAACCCAGAGUUACUAGACACUUCUAGGAAGUCAAGAGAGCCUACAAGUGGUGAGGAAAGUAAAACAGACUCCUUGUUUGUUCUCCCAAGUAGAGAUGAUGCUACACCUGUUAGAGACGAACCAAUGGAUGCUGAAUCCAUUACUUUUAAAUCAGUGUCUGAGAAAGACAAGAGAGAAAAAGAUAAACCUAAAGCAAAAGGUGACAAGACCAAACGGAAAAAUGAUGGAUCUACUGUAUCCAAAAAAGAAACUGUUGUAAAACCUGCUAAAGGACCCCAAGAAAAACUAGAUGGAGAGCGUGAAAAAUCUCCUCGAUCUGAACCUCCACUUAAAAAAGCCAAAGAGGAGACCCCAAAGACUGACAAUGUGAAAUCGUCAUCUUCCUCUCAAAAAGAUGAAAAGACGGUUGGUACCCCCAGAAAGGCUCACUCAAAGCCAGUAAAGGAGCACCAGGAGACAAAGCCAGUCAAAGAGGAAAAAGUGAAGAAGGACUACUCCAAAGACAUCAAGUCAGAGAAGGGAACUAGUAAGGAAGAAAAGGCCAGGAAGCCUAAUGAGAAAAGUAAGCCACUUGAUAGCAAGGGAGAAAAAAGGAAGAGAAAAACUGAAGAAAAAAGCGUAGAUAAAGAUUUUGAGUCAUCUGCAAUGAAAAUCUCUAAAUUAGAAGUAACUGAAAUAGUGAAACCAUCACCCAAGCGCAAAAUGGAGCUUGAUAUUGAAAAGAUGGAUAGGACACCUGAAAAAGACAAAAUUUCAUCAUCAGCUGCUCCGGCCAAAAAAAUCAAGCUUAACAGAGAAACUGGUAAAAAAAUUGGAAGUACAGAAAAUGUAUGUAACACAAAAGAACCCUCUGAAAAGUUGGAAUCAACAUCCGGCAAAGUGAAACAAGAAAAAAUCAAAGGAAAGGUCAGGCGAAAAGUGACUGGAACUGAAGGAUCCAGCUCAACACUUGUGGAUUAUACCAGUACCAGUUCGACUGGAGGCAGUCCUGUGCGGAAGUCUGAAGAAAAAACAGAUACAAAGCGAACUGUCAUUAAAACAAUGGAAGAAUAUAAUAAUGACAACACAGCUCCUGCUGAAGAUGUUAUUAUUAUGAUCCAGGUUCCCCAAUCCAAAUGGGAUAAAGAUGACUUUGAAUCUGAAGAAGAAGAUGUUAAAUCCACCUCACAACCUAUAUCAAGUGUAGGAAAACCUGCCAGUGUUAUAAAAAAUGUUAGCACUAAACCACCAAAUGCAAUCAAGUAUACUGAAAAAGAGAGUGAAUCAUCAGAGAAAAUUCAGAAACUCACCAAGGAGGUGAGCCAUGAAAUUGCACAGCAUGAGGUCAAAAGUUCAAAAAACUCUGCAUCUAGUGAAAAAGGGAAAACCAAAGAUCGAGAUCACUCAGUAUUGGAAAAGGAAAACCCAGAAAAGAGAAAGAACAACAGCACUCAGCCAGAGAAAGAUAGUAAUCUGGACCGUCUGAACGAGCAAGGAAAUGUCAAAAGUCUGUCUCAGUCUUCCAAAGAGACUAGAACUUCUGGAAAAGAAGAUAAGCAUGAUUCCAUUCGAGGGUCCUCAAAUAAAGACUUUACUCCCAACAGAGACAAAAAAACAGAUUAUGACAACAGAGAGUAUUCAAGUUCCAAACGUAGAGAUGAAAGGAAUGAAUUAACAAGAAGAAAAGACUCUCCUCCUCGGAGUAAAGACUCUGCAUCUGGACAAAAAGCUAAGCCAAGGGAGGAGAGAGAGUUGCCUAAAAAAGGAACAGGAGAUUCCAAAAAAAGUAAUUCUAGUCCCACGAGAGACAAAAAACCUCAUGAUCAUAAAGCCACUUACGAUCCUAAACGCUUAAGUGAAGAGACAAAAUCUUUAGAUAAAAAUCCCUGUAAAGACCGUGAGAAACAUAUGUUAGAGGCAAAGAACAAUAAAGAGUCAAGUGGCAAUAAAUCACUUAGUAUACUUAACCCACCUGACCCACAGAUUGAGAAAGAGCAAGUUACUGGGCAAAUUGAUAAGAACACCAUCAAGCCUAAGCCCCAGGUAAGUCACUCCUCUCGACUGUCUUCUGACUUAACUAGAGAAACUGAUGAAGCUGCUUUUGAACCAGACUAUAAUGAAAGUGACAGUGAAAGCAAUGUGUCUAUAAAAGAGGAAGAAGCUGCAGGAAAGGUUUCUAAGGAACUGAAAGAUAAAGUAGUAGAGAAAGCAAAGGAGAGCCUGGACACGGCAGCAGUCAGCCAGGCAGGCGUCACCAGGAGCCAGAGUCAGAGCAGCCCGAGUGUCAGUCCAAGCAGAAGUCACAGCCCUUCUGGAAGCCAAACCCGGAGCCACAGCAGCAGUGCCAGCUCUGCAGAAAGUCAGGACAGCAAGAAGAAGAAGAAAAAGAAGGAAAAGAAAAAGCACAAGAAACAUAAAAAGCAUAAGAAGCAUAAGAAGCAUGCAGGCACUGAAGCAGAAUUGGAAAAAAGCCAAAAACACAAACAUAAGAAAAAGAAGUCAAAGAAGAGCAAAGAUAAAGAGAAGGAGAAGGAGAAGGAUGACCAAAAAGUGAAAUCUGUCACUGUGUAG
Molecule: messenger RNA, 5430 nt
Organism: Budorcas taxicolor (takin)
Lineage: Eukaryota; Metazoa; Chordata; Mammalia; Artiodactyla; Bovidae
Gene: RBBP6
Product: RB binding protein 6, ubiquitin ligase
Exons: 19
Coding region: 37-5430 (1797 amino acids)
Biological process (GO): ubiquitin-dependent protein catabolic process; protein ubiquitination; mRNA processing
Cellular component (GO): nucleus
Molecular function (GO): zinc ion binding; nucleic acid binding; ubiquitin protein ligase activity
Source: RefSeq, a predicted model, not a curated record